This is a messenger RNA of [Torrubiella] hemipterigena, 6060 nucleotides long. NCBI's taxonomy places the organism in Eukaryota, Fungi, Ascomycota, Sordariomycetes, Hypocreales, Clavicipitaceae. The record is from the annotation of a GenBank genome assembly.
CCCCGCUUCUGCACUGCAAGAUUUGCCACCGGUUGCCGCGAGCCGUUGCAUAUUUCCCAACGUCUUUGGAGCUACUUUGGCGUAAUUGCGAAUAAUAAAAACAAAGCCGGCCGCCAGCGAUGUGUGCACCUUGCCGCCCCCCGCAGCCUGAUUCACUACUCGCCCACCGUCAGCGUCCUGCGUUCAGACUAGCGGCGCCACCAUGGAAAAGAACCUCGCGCUCGUGGGCUGAAACACCGGCGCUAAGAUCACUCGCGCGGGGGGCGCAUCACCUCUCCCCGACCGCGUGUGUGGACAUGUGUGAUUGGGGCCAAAUCUCGGGCCAACUCGAGGUUCAGUGUGGGCGCUGAUCUAGUGGCUCCCCCCCCCAUCCCAUCUACUUCUGUCGAACAUCCCCGACCCAACACAUCUACAACUCCUCGUUGUUGUCUUUACUUGCGGUAUAUAUCAUACACUGUGUCUCUCUUUCGUUUUUGUUUCUCGCACCAAUCUGUCUUCCCCCUCAGCCCGUGAACCUCAAGCCAGUCCUGUCUAUUGUACCAUCUAGCACGCCGUGAUCAAGAUGGAUACCCAGGACAUUGCCUCAGGGCUCGCUGAGGACAAAACAUUUGGCCCGCAGGUAUCCUACCAUUUCGAUUUCACACUCUACUUUGAACAAAUCUUCUUCACCCUUGUGCCCGCUUGCAUCUUCAUAUGUUGUAUGCCGCACUAUGUGCUCCGUGUGCGACAAGGCACCAAGGUUGUCCGAGCUGGCUACUUGUUUUGGGCCAAGCUAGCAUUGGGGCUCAUCCUUCUUGGAUCCCUGCUGGCUGAUGUUGUCGUCUGGAGUACGCUGGCCACUUUUCGCACCAAGUUGGGCAUUUUUGCUGGCUCGGUCAAUUGUGUUGCCGCCGUCUGCGUGCUCUUCGCCCUCUAUGCCGAGCAUUUCUACUCACAUCACCCGUCACUGCUGCUUGGUUUAUAUUUUGUGGUUAGCUUUAUCUUCGAUAUUGCUAUUCUUCGCUCCUACUCCUUACGCCAGAUCAUAAGCGAAGUCUCUCUACGCGCAGUUGUUCUUGCGAGCAGGGUGGGUUUAAUAGCUUUGGGAGAGGUUUCGAAACGCUCCCUAUUUAUAAGCGACGAAAAGAAAGAGGGAACUGGCAAAGAAGCGGUCACUGGCCUUUUGGGUCGUGCGUUUUUUGUGUGGCUCAACACAACUUUCUGGCUUGGCUCCAAGACACAUUUGGAAGUCAAAGAUCUCGACAACCUUGACGAGGAGUUGAAAUCGGCCAGAGUAUGCCGCGAUUUUCAACGUCACUGGAGUCAAGUAAACAAAAAGUCUCGAUUUGCCCUGUUGAGAGCGUUUCUGAAAACUCUUGGGAAACGACAGUUGGUAAUGGGUGCCGCCAUCUGCUGGCUUAAUGUCGCCUGCUCCUACCUGCAGCCAUUCAUCAUCCAAGCUGUAGUUGCUGCAAUGGGGGAGACAGACCUCCCUGACCACACAAGGAAUGGCCUGAUUGUCUCAACCAUGUUGGCCUAUCUCCUCUAUGCGGCUACGCGUGCUUUCUAUCAACAGGCUAUGGCCCGCUCUGCGACUGUUCUCAGAGGCUCUCUUCUGUCAGCAGUCUUCGACAAAGUCACGGAACUGAAUGUCAACCAUUCGGAGGACGGAACAGCUCUUGCUCUCAUAACCGUUGAUAUCCCAGGCAUGGAGCAGAUCCUCAAGCGCUUAAAUGAUACCGUGGGUGGUCUCAUUUCCAUUAUUGCAGGCAUUGUAUACCUCUCCAUGACAGUUGGUGCCGCCUCAAUUUUUGCAGUUGUCCCCAUUAUUGUCGCUAGCAUCUUGGCCUACAUGCUGUCUACGCGAAUUAAACGCACUCAGAAGAACUGGAAUGAUUCCAUAGAGAGCCGCGUCAACGCCAUCAAGGAUGUGUUGGCCAACUUCAAGAGCAUACGAAUGACUGGUUUGACUGGUUUUUUCACUGCAUACAUGAAAGGAAAGCUCCGGGACGAAAUUACUGCAUCCAAGCACUAUCGAUUCUACCAUUCACUCUUAUUCGGGUUAGAAUUGGUUUCCAUUGCGAUGACCCCAGUCUUAAUUCUUGUUGGCACAUUCUUGUGGACUAGAAAAGAUGAACACAUUCCCGUUGCAACUGUUUACGCGAUAUUGGCUGUCUCAGUCCUAAUCAUCGAACCACUUGGCCAAUUGGUGCAUACAUUUUCUUUUUUGGCACGAGUAUUCGCAUGCCACGAUCGCAUUCAGGCAUUUCUUGUGCUCGACCCAAUGAAGGACUUCAGGAAGCCCCACAAAGCCAAGAAUCGUACAUCCUCGUCAAAAUCAGUCGGUAAUAGCAAGACUUUGCAUGGGCUAGAGGGUACAGCCGUCGAUGUUGAGCGGGUCUAUAGCCGUCCUACCUCAGAUGGAAGGCAGGUACUGCAGAAUAUCAGUGCAUCUUUCCCAGCACAAAAGGUAACGGCAAUACAAGGUUCCGUUGGAGAUGGCAAAUCGACUUUGUUGCAACUCCUUAUUGGAGAGGUUCCGCUGUCUCGAGGUACUCUCAAGAUUGAGGUCAACAAUAUCGCAUAUUGUGCUCAACUCCCUUGGAUUCCAAAUAAGCGUGUCAAAGAUCUCAUCAGUGGCCACUACCAGAUGUCUGAUGCUUGGUACAGAGAAGUGACACGGGCUUGCUGUUUAGAUGCCGAUUUUUCCACUUGGCAAACAGGGGAUAAAAAGGAGACUGGAAACGGCGGUUCGAACCUGAGUGGUGGGCAGAAGCAACGUGUUGCUCUGGCAAGGGCAUUGUAUACCAAAAAGCCAAUCAUGAUACUCGACGAUAUCUUCAGUGGCCUUGAUGGGCAAACUUCCAGCGCUAUUUUUGAAAACCUGUUUGGCCAGGCUGGCCUCUUGCGCAGAUCAAAAUCAACGGUCAUUAUGGUAACCAGCUUAGCGGAACAUCUUCGCUAUGCUGAUAACAUUUUGAGGUUUGACGAAAGCCGGUCUCUGGUAGAGGUUGACAGAGAUAGCAUUAUGUCUCCUCCAGUAUCUCCUGAAGAUUUGGCUACCAUCCCCAACAACGUUACUACUGAGGGAUCGAGUCUUCAGAGCCAUGCCGGGCCCCCCACGACACCAAGUAGUGCAACAAGUAAUACAGGUGAUAUUGAGGCAGACGCGCAACAGGACGCAAGGCCAUUUGACACAGUCAAUGAAGUCUCGAAAGAUGUCAAGGUGGACUCGGAGAUUGAUGACGGCUCUCCGGAUACUGCAAAGAAACCCCCCACAGAUGGCAGGGCAUAUUUUUACUAUCUGGGAUCAUUCGGUGUACGGCGGAUGGCCUUCUGGAUAGUAUGGAUUGCUCUAGGUGAGGCUCUCUUUAAAGGCCCCAACAUCUAUUUGCGAGACUGGCUCGCAAAUGAAGAUUAUGACAGGAACAGUCUCCUUGGCUAUGUUCUCAUUGCUGUUUCCGGUGUUAUAUUCUCAACUUUGUCCAUCCUGUACUACUUCGUUUUUCUAAUCGCUACGUCAUAUGACAACAUCCACAACAAACUCCUCCAUGCGACCAUGGCGGCCACCUGGCAGUUUCUAUCAACUACCGAUACCGGCAGUCUGUUGAACAGAUUUGGCCAGGACAUGGUUUUGUCAAGCCAAGAUCUUCCGUACUCUCUCAUGUACGGCUUGAUGCAGUUUUUCAGCGUCCUAGUUGGAAUGGGUAUUAUUGCGAGUGGUGUGUACUAUGCGGCUGUGGUAGUUCCACUGUUCUUUGCCUUUUUGGUCCGCCUUCAACGCUUCUAUUUGAAGACUUCGAGACAGAUGCGGCUGUUGCAGAUCGAAGCCACGGCGCCUUUGUAUACGUUAUUCAACGAAACAGCAUCUGGAAUUCAACACAUCCGCGCCUUUAAAUGGACAUCAUUCUACCAAGAAGAGCUUAUCGAAACGUUGGAUUAUGCCCAGCGGCCAUUUUAUCAGAUGCUCAGUAUCCAGCAGUGGCUGUUCCUAGUGCUCGAUCUGGGUGUCUGUGCUUUGGCAACAGUUGCCGUUGCUUUAGGUCUCUAUAUUCGAGAAACUUCGUCUGCAAACGGUCUUGGUCUUGCCUUAAUCAGCUUCAUUGCGCUGAGUGUGGAAAUUUCGCUCUGCCUCCGUCAUUGGGCAGAUGCAGAGACCUCUAUUGGCGCAGUAUCAAGAGUGUUGGACUAUGAAGAGUCGACACCAAAGGAGCGGCAGCUGACACCGGACGAUGAUGAUGAUGAUGCGAUAGACUCCUGCUGGCCAGAAGAGGGCCGCCUUAAUUUUAGCAAAGUGAUUGCACAAUAUAAUUCGGCAGAUCCGAAUUCACCGCAAGCACUCAUCGACGUAGCCUUUGAGGCUCGCCCGGGGGAGACGGUUGGCAUCAUCGGUCGAACUGGAAGUGGUAAAUCAUCUAUCCUCAUGGUGAUUCUGCAAAUGAUGGAUUAUGUUGGGUCUAUCCAGAUUGAUGGAGUAGAACUAAGGAGCAUUCCUCCGGAAACCAUACGGUCACGCAUCACUACCAUUACGCAAGAUACAGUCCAUAUCCCAGGGUCUAUCCGACUGAACAUGGAUCCUUUUGGGGAUAACGUGGGCCGCUCUGUAAAUGACAAGGAGCUGGUUGAUGUUUUGCAAAAGGUCGGCCUGUGGGAACAUAUCGCACGUCGGGGUGGACUUGAUGCACUUUUAUCAAAAGUCAAGCUAUCUGAUGGUCAACGACAGAUGCUAAACGUCGCUCGGGGCAUCGUGCAUCAUAUUCGGACGGAUUCUCGAAUUGCGUUGCUGGAUGAAAUUACGAGUCAAGUAGACUCUAAGACAGAUGAACAGAUCCAAAUUGCUAUCAGUUGCUAUUUUAGGGACUGUACAGUACUGGCUAUUGCUCAUCGCCUUGAAACUUUGAGACACGCGGACACUAUUAUGACUGUCACAAGCGGCCGUAUCUCAGUAAUUUCAUCGGCAAGAUAUUGGUCGAGAACGAGCGACAUGUCUAGUGGGCAAUCAGGCUCUUCUCGAGACAUAACACUUACAUGCUCGCAAGCGCCAGAAUCCAUUGAGCCACCUGAGCAACCAGAUAGAAGGAGGCAAUCAAGUCCGUGCCAGCCAGUGUUGCCCUCUAUUUCGGCAAUUAUAAAGAGUAGUGAGCAAAACCGCCAUGGCCCGGCUAUAUCUCCUUCGAUUCCUACGGAAAAAGCCGAUGAAGCCCAAAAGCCAUGUUUACCUUCCAUUAGGCAAAUUCUAGCGUUUAACGCGGCGAACCCAAGCGUCAAACUAUGCUUCAAACAACAGGAACCACAGGUUGUUAAAAAGCACAAGGCUUCAUCCGGUACCUUGUCACAGAAGCAGCCUCUCCCACCAAUCUAUGAAAGAGAUAGCAUGGACAGUGGCACGCACUUCACGGAUUUGAUCAGACCAUCUCUGUCGGAACGGACAGCUCCUGAUCCUUGGGGUCUUCUACCAGCGAAAGCCAAGGAGGACGAAGAAGAAGACUCAAGCACGGAAAAUGGAGGCCUAAACUUGAACAGCCAAGGAGAUGAGCAAAUGGGACUGGGAGAGAUAGUGACAGGAUGGCUGGAGCAUGUGGAACAUGACAAACUUGGGGUACAUCAAUGUUGGCAGGAAGAGGACUUGGGACAUGAGAUAGCAGCGGCUGCAGAGGGAGAGCCAAGAAAGGGAGUCGACGAUGGAUCAAACGGUUAGCAACGCCUGCGUUGGAGUUUUUGCUCAUUACAGCUAGUUUUCUUUUUUGUACAUAAUGCACAGUAUUUUGCAUGCCAGAGACUUUUUUUUUCAGUGACCAGUGUUUUCAUUAUCGUGAGGCUAUCAAACUGAUAUCCGUGCUCUUCCAACGCCCUUCUCUAUAAAAAAAACGCAAGCGCUUCACAUGCUACCGUGUCGUGUCUUCCACCAAGCGCGCUUUCUUCUUUUUUUCUCCCUUACGGAGGUGUGUGAUCAUCUACUCUCAGCCUCCCGCAUGUUGUAUUCAUGCAUGGCUCCCGUCGAUUUCGACAUUUCAUUCUUAUCCCGGGACUAUUUUGUAUCGGCUAGAUGCUUAGUCGCUUUACUCUUCAUCGCUGAUCUGU